GAGCAGCUGGUGCUGCCUGGUUGUGGCGCGCGGGGGGAGGUGGGAAGAUGGCGGCGCCUGGCGAUGGAGUUGGCGGUGUCUGUAAACAUCACGCGCAGCAAGACGUUUGCGACUCGCGCGCCAAGUACCGAGAGGGGCGCAGACCCCGCGCAGUGAAGGUGUAUACUGUCAACUUGGAAUCUCGUUAUUUGCUAAUACAGGGAGUUCCUGCUUUGGGCGUUAUGAAGGAAUUAGUGGAACAAUUUGCAUUAUAUGGUGCCAUUGAAGAGUACAAUGCUUUAGAUGAGUAUCCAGCAGAACAAUUUACAGAAGUUUAUCUUAUCAAAUUCCAAAAAUUACAGAGUGCAAGGGUAGCCAAGAGAAAACUGGAUGAACGGAGUUUCUUUGGUAGUUUGCUUCAUGUGUGUUACGCUCCAGAAUUUGAAACAGUCCAAGAGACUAGGGAGAAGCUGCAAGACAGGAGAAAGUAUAUCGCAAGAGCAACAAGUAAUAGAGUUCAUUUUGUGGUAAAGAAGAUACAGGAGCCUAAAAAAACUGUUUCAAAGAACUCAGAACAUAACUUUCAACCAGAAACCUUAGGAUUCAGUGCAGUGGAUGCAAACAUUGGGAACUGGGAUCCAUCUGCAUGUUGUCCUUACCAGCCAUCUUGUGAAUUUUCAUCAAGAAACACAGCAUGUCCUUCAGGAGGUCACUUUCAGAGGGUGUUGGCAUUCCCUCAAUAUGUCAGUAACUGUGCUGAAACUUCUGCAUCCUUUUGCCAAAGUAAACCUUGGACUCGAAGUGCACAACAGGGGGGAUAUACCAACACACCAGUUUCUCUUGUGCUGCAAAGAAAAGUUCCUUCUGAUAAUGGAAUUGGGAGAUUUAUGCCCCGAACAACUCAACUGCAAGAGCGAAAGAGAAAGAGAGACCAAGGCAAUCAAAUUGACUUCAUUGGAAUAGACUCAGAUAGUACCAAAGUCAUUAUUGGUCCACAGCUACCAGAAAUACCAAAAGUGGACAUGGAUGAUGAUUCAUUGAAUACUUCAGCAAGUUUAAUUCGAAAUAAACUUAUGGAGGUAGCAGUUUCUGUUCCAAAAUCAUUUGGGGAAAAGCCAGAGGAUACUCAAACAAAGCGAUCGCUAAAGCAGAGAAGAAGAAUAUAGAUACCCCUGGCAGCAUCUCUGAUGAUCAUCUGCCUUUAAAGGAUGUAAUUUCAAGUGUUUUUUAUUUUUGUAAAGUCAAAGGUAAAGAAAUAUUAAAAUUGUCUGUAUAUUAUAAUGUAUUUUCUAGCAGUAGCAUUAUAAAUCUUGUAUUUUUUUGACAUUCAAUUAAACAAAUGUCUAAUUAGUAGCAUUCUUGUAUCUCAGUAGCCAGACACACAGAUAAUAUUUUAUACCUCAUGAAAC
Molecule: messenger RNA, 1388 nt
Organism: Gopherus evgoodei (Goodes thornscrub tortoise)
Lineage: Eukaryota; Metazoa; Chordata; Testudines; Testudinidae
Gene: RBM48
Product: RNA binding motif protein 48
Exons: 5
Coding region: 48-1145 (365 amino acids)
Cellular component (GO): nucleoplasm
Molecular function (GO): nucleic acid binding
Source: RefSeq, a predicted model, not a curated record